Messenger RNA from Penicillium alfredii, 762 nucleotides. RefSeq lists its product as uncharacterized. The record is from RefSeq and is a predicted model, not a curated record. The transcript is spliced from 2 exons. The coding region runs from base 1 to 762 and encodes 253 amino acids. NCBI's taxonomy places the organism in Eukaryota, Fungi, Ascomycota, Eurotiomycetes, Eurotiales, Aspergillaceae.
AUGGUCUACAUCCCCUUCGUCGCGCUCUCCUUCGCGGCCGUCGCGCCCCUCGUCAGCGCCUACCCCAUCACCGGCGACGAGGUCCACUGCCGCUCCGGGCCCGGCACCAACCACGAGGUGGUCAAGUCCUACAAGAAGGGCGAGGACAUCAAGGUGACAUGCCAGGCCAGCGGCACCGAUGUCAAGGGCGAUGAGCUCUGGGACAAGACCUCGGAUGGCUGCUAUGUCGCCGACUACUACGUCAAGACCGGCACGACCGAUGCUGUCACUGAGACGUGCAAGGGCGGCAGUGGUGGUGAUGAUGAUGGCAAUGAUGGCGGAAGCAGCGGCGGCAAGCUGCCGGGACUUUCUUCGAAGCAGUCCUCGCACGCCCGGGAGAUCAUCGGCGUCGCUAAGAAGGAGGAUCUGGGGCACCGUGGGUGCACGGUGGGCAUUACCACUGCUCUUGUUGAGUCCGAAAUCAAGGUCUACGCCAACUCCAAAGUCCCCGCCUCCCUCAACUACCCCCACGACGACGUCAGCGCCGACUACGACAGCGUCGGCAUCUUCCAGCAGCGUGUGAGCAUCUACAAGGAUCUCGCUGCUGACAUGGACCCUGCCAAGUCUGCUGCUCAAUUCUUUAAGAAGAUGGCCGGCGUCGAUGGCUGGAAGUCCAUGUCUGUUGGCAAGUUGUGCCAAACUGUUCAGGGCUCUGCUUAUCCCAGCCGCUAUGAGAAGCGUGUUGAUGAGGCUGAGAAGAUUUGCAAGGCUGGUGGGCUGUAA